This is a messenger RNA of Haliotis rubra (blacklip abalone), 555 nucleotides long. RefSeq names its product UDP-N-acetylglucosamine transferase subunit ALG13 homolog. Gene Ontology annotation, molecular function: hexosyltransferase activity. NCBI's taxonomy places the organism in Eukaryota, Metazoa, Mollusca, Gastropoda, Lepetellida, Haliotidae. Gene Ontology annotation, biological process: dolichol-linked oligosaccharide biosynthetic process. Bases 33 to 530 code for a protein of 165 amino acids. The record is from RefSeq and is a predicted model, not a curated record. The transcript has 4 exons.
UAGUAUCUCCGCGUGUGCUCCUGUUGGCAAACAUGUCGAAAACAGUGUUCGUUACAGUGGGAACAACGACCUUUUACACACUCACAAAGACGACGUCAUCGAAGCACCUUUGCAAGGUAUUUAAGACUCUCGGCUACAACAAGCUGACAAUGCAGACUGGCAAAAUAGACUUUGAUAUUGAAGACAGUGACGUGGAUGAUUUUACUCUUGAACAUUUUGAGUACAAAGACUCCAUUGCUGAUGACAUUAAAGGAGCAUCUCUUGUCAUCAGUCAUGCAGGUGCGGGGAGUGUGCUGGACGUCCUAGGGGCCGGGAAGCCUCUGCUUGUAGUCAUCAAUGAAGAGUUGCAGGGAAACCACCAGAUUGAACUAGCACAUCAGCUGGCCGUGGAUGGGCACCUAUACUACUGCACCUGCAGUUCAUUGUGUGAGAAACUACAAUCCUGUGACUUCACCAAGUUGAAACCACUGCCCUCUGGGAAACCUGAAAAAUUUGCAUCAUUUCUGGAUUCAGCUUUGGGAUUUUCAUGACAAAACUAAAACAGUUAUGUUUUCA